Messenger RNA from Oryza brachyantha (malo sina), 1383 nucleotides. RefSeq lists its product as uncharacterized. Gene Ontology annotation, molecular function: acyltransferase activity, transferring groups other than amino-acyl groups. The record is from RefSeq and is a predicted model, not a curated record. The transcript is spliced from 2 exons. Bases 54 to 1196 code for a protein of 380 amino acids. Lineage: Eukaryota; Viridiplantae; Streptophyta; Magnoliopsida; Poales; Poaceae.
AGGAGUGGCACUGCCUUGGACGAGGCAAGCAAGAGGGAGAGCGGCGCAAGCAGAUGGCAGCUGCCACGACGACGCCGGCGGCGGCCGCGGCGCAGUGCGUCCACAUCGAGGCCGUGCAGACGGCCGUGCCGACGCGCGUCGUGGAGCCCGGGAGGACGCGCGUCGUCGCCGUGGCGGCGCCACCGCUCCCCGCGGAGGCGCUGCAGCGUCGUGUCCGCGCGGUGCUCUACUACCGCGCCGGGGCGGCGGCGGCGGCGGCGCCGUGCGCGUGGGAGGACGGGGUGUGGGUGAAGGAGUCGCUGAGCGAGGCGCUGGCCGACCACCCGGAGAUGGCGGGUCGGCUCCGGCGCCGCGCUGACAGGUCGUGGGAGGUGAAGCUGAACGACACCGGCGUGCGGCUCCUGCAGGCGACGGUGGACGCGCCCCUCGACGAGUUCCUCGCCGCCAAGGACCUGGCUCGCCGGGAGCUCGCGCUGGCGCCGUGGACCGACGUGAACGCCGACGACCCCGACAUGUGCCCCCCGUUCUUCAUGCAGCUGACGAGGUUCCAGGGGGACGGCGGCUACGCCGUCGGCGUGAGCUGCGCUCUGCUGCUGGCCGACCCGCUGUCGCUGGCGAGGUUCCUCCAGUCGUGGGCGCGCACGCACACGCGCAUGAAGGCGCAGAGCAAGGCCGCCGCACACCCGGUGGUGCAGUACCUGGCCUACUUCCAGCGCCCGGAGACCAGCCGCAAGCGCGUCAGGUCCGUCCCGAUCGACUCCUUCGCCGGCGAUGGCGCAGCCGAGACCGUGCUCUUCAGGACCGGCGCGGCGGCGCCCGCGCCGGACGGCCACCACCGCGCGCUCGCCGCGGCAUGCGUCGACCAGGCGAGCAGGGCGCUCGGCGCGGCCAGGGCGUCGCGGCUUUCCGUCGUCGUCGUCGCACCCGCCGCCGGGGACGAUGGCCUUGUCGGGAAGGCUACCAUCGAGACGUGCACGGCGGACGACGGCCCGCAGGCGUGGUCCGGUACUGGUGGCGCCGGCACCUCGCUGGAAGCUGUGCAGUGGAGCGAGCUGGGGCUGGAGGAGCUGGUCCUCAGGGACAGCAAGCCCGUGCGUGUCUCCUGCAGCAUCGUGACCGCCGGAGACGAAGGGCUCGUCGUCGUGAUGCCAGACGGUGCUGGAUCUUUGCUUGUCACGGCCACUCUUCCCAAGUAGAUCAAGAUGCAGAUGUGCGUUGCUGCCGAUCGAUCGCGAGCUAGAUAACAAUAUAUUUGUGUAUGACUACGAAAUGUUUCAAUCAAGCGCAGAAGCGCAGAGCUAGCUUGUGCUCGUCAAGGUCGAAAACCAAUUAUAUGUAAACCUUUUUUUAUGGGGAUAUGUAAACGUAUUUGUUUCGUGACCA